This is a messenger RNA of Capsella rubella, 859 nucleotides long. RefSeq names its product protein canopy homolog 3. Bases 33 to 581 code for a protein of 182 amino acids. NCBI's taxonomy places the organism in Eukaryota, Viridiplantae, Streptophyta, Magnoliopsida, Brassicales, Brassicaceae. The record is from RefSeq and is a predicted model, not a curated record. The transcript is spliced from 9 exons.
AGAGAGAGAGAGAGACAGAUCGGGAAAUAAGAAUGGGGAAGCUGAUGCUCUUCACCGCCGUGAUUAUCGCGAUUGUUUCACUCGGAGCCUCCGUCGAUGACAAAUGCGCCGCCUGUAACGCCGUCGCGGAGGAGUUAGAGUUACAGCUUUUAAAGGAAAAACCAAGAAACCAUCUUGAUAUGAGAAACCGGCUAAACUCUAAAGGUCAGCGUGAAGGGAAGGUUAUUGAUUACAGAAUAAGCGACCUGAGAGUGGUAGAUUUGUUGGAUGGGCUUUGUGAUAGAAUGCAGGAUUAUACUCUACAAAAGGUGGAAUCUAAGAACAGUCAAUGGGUGAAAGUGGGAAAUUUUGACAGUCUAACAAAUAAACAGGAAGCUAAAGCGCAUGCCAAUGACAUUUCAACUUAUUGUGGAAGAUUGCUGGAAGAAACUGAAGAUGAGCUCGGUGAGGUAAUAAAGAAUGGCUCCCUAAAGGCUGGAGAAGUCCGCAAGGUUCUGUGUCAAAAUUUAAGUAACCACUGCAGCAAAUCGAGUGAAACAGACUCAGAGGAUGAGGAGGACGACGAUGCAGACGAAUUAUAGCUGAAUCCAGUGAAAAGCUCAACCACUUACUUCCCAUCAAGCGAAGGUCUCAUUUUGAUAGCCAUGUUUUAGACACAUCUAUGUACAACUCAUACGUACCUCAAAACACCUUUUCAUAUCUUAUGUUCGGUCGAUAAUUGGGUCUCUGUGUCUUUUGUCGUCCCCAUGUUUUCUGACCAUUGUAGUGUUGCGAUCUCAUUCGAAUUCUUGUAGUCGAACCCGCUUACUAGAUCAACUCAACUAGAUAAAACUUGUCAAAAAGACUAAUUUUCUCAUUA